UUUUUUCUUUUGCAGCACAGCUCUGUCAUUACACUCAUUGGGAAUACUUCUAUGGAACAAUGUUGUGAAAACUCCAGGAGUCGCUGCCAGGGCCUGAUCGGAUUCCUUCAAUCGCCGCCUUCUCCAGAACAGAUGUUCAGCAACGGAUGACUGCAUUAGCCUCUGCCGAGACACUUUUAGGUGGAGAAACGUACAUCUGGAGAUGCCCACCGAAAGUACAAACAGAAACCUGAGUGUUUUGGCAGACGUUCCUCCAAGGAAGAAUCAAUCAAGUGUUGGCUGUUGGACUUCAGCUCUGCCUCGUGUUUGUUGGGACUUUCAGCUCAGUUUGGCCGUGCCGUUUAUAGUCUUGGCUGGGAUUUUAAUCUUGGUUUUACUGUAUUGGGUGCUUAUUCUGCGCCACAGACUCCGCGUCGCUCAGGCUGGAAAUGCUCUAGAAUAUUUCGGUUUCUAUCGCAUGGCUCAGUAUGAUCUAAAACAGCCCAAUUUGGCUGUUGUGAUGACUUCUCCUCCCUCUCCACCUUCACCACCUCCUCCUCCUCCUCCACCUGUUUUUCAUGUCACUCCACCUCCACCACCAUUGUUAUAUGUGACGCCUCCCCUCAUCCACACCACACCACCCAGUCCUCAUCCAUCAUGUGGAACUGCUUCUGAUGCUGAGGUUUACUCGCGGAUUGGAGUCCUGCGACCCUCCAGACCCUGCAGUGUGAGUCAGACGCAGGUGAUCCUGUUUGAACACUCGGCUUUUUGAUGCUUUCAAGUACAACUACAGCUGAUUUCUUUACAGCUGGCUGCUUAUUUUGAGGCUGUUUUGUUGAACAAUGUAAAAAAAAAAGAUAUAGAUACAUAUUUUUGGACUAUGUCUUCAAGACAUCUAGAAUGAUUACUGUAAAGACAACUAGACCCCUGCUAAAAAAAAUCUAAGCAUGUGCUGGUUUGAUCAUAUUUUAUGUUGGUUUUUGCUAGUGCUUUGCUAGCCAUACUGUUCGUGACUGAAACUUGAAUUCAAAAGUGUUCCAAAUUCAGGCCCGUAGCCAGCCAGGUGAAACGGGGUUUAGUUUUUGCUCAAAAAGUGGACCUUUUUGGAGUUACACGGCUCAUAUUUAAUUAUUUAUUUAUUAUUUAAAUAGAUUUUAAGCACUGUUAUUAUCUGGAUUAGCUUGUCGGAUGGUCAUCAUAACCACACUUUUUGAUGUACCAAAAUAUUUCCUAAAGAUUUAGAAUAAAGAAAAAUUUAUUUUUUAAAAUACAAAUUUAUUACAUCAUAUAUCAAAUAAAAUGAAUCUAUUUUAAAUUAAAAACAAGCCUAUUGUCAUUUAUUAGGCAAAUUAUAAAUAAACUGGGGUGCGUUUCCGAAAACCAUCGUUAGCCAACUAAGUAAUUUCCCAAAUCCAUCGUUCCAACGAACAUUCGCAAACUUCUAUACUUGCAACUACAUCUCUAGAGCUGUAUUUAGAAGCAUAGUUCAUGACUGUGUUCUAUUCCCAGUUAUCUCCCCAUAUGCCCUAUUCAUUUAGAACAUUCUGACAUUUAAACUUGGAAUGAUUUUUU
Molecule: messenger RNA, 1551 nt
Organism: Danio aesculapii
Lineage: Eukaryota; Metazoa; Chordata; Actinopteri; Cypriniformes; Danionidae
Exons: 2
Coding region: 203-751 (182 amino acids)
Source: RefSeq, a predicted model, not a curated record